Molecule: messenger RNA, 1494 nt
Organism: Tripterygium wilfordii
Lineage: Eukaryota; Viridiplantae; Streptophyta; Magnoliopsida; Celastrales; Celastraceae
Exons: 2
Coding region: 523-1494 (323 amino acids)
Source: RefSeq, a predicted model, not a curated record
CAUGAACCGCCAAACCUCAGACAGCUUUUCUUAUCAAGCCCAUUCAUCUCUCCCUCCUGUGCAAACCAAAAGAAUCUCUUCCGUUCCUUACAUGACCCAUCUCCUUUGACCUUUUCCCCUUCCAAUUAAGAAGCCAUAAAUCAAUUGUGUGCAAUCACAAUAAGUACAAAAUAAUGUGACCAUACUUUGUUUCUUCAACCUGGAGUGUACUACCACACUCCCCAGUACCCACAGAUCGAAAGAGACUGCUCUCCCCCUAUUUUACGUUAAUGCUAAUCAUCACAUUAUACGUCAUUUCUUAGUUACUCCAAAGAGAGAGAAGCUCAAGUUUUUACAUAAUUUGCAUGUUCAAGUUUGCCCCAGGAAAGUGAAGUCACGAGAGAGGAUUUUACCUGGAAAAUCUCCUGAAACUCCCCUUUUACUCUUCGUGAUUCAUAGUUUCCGAGAAAAAAGCAGAUUCAGAGCUCUGCUCUUUGAGCGUUAGCAGACAAAGUGACAAACCCUGAAAAACCCAGAAAGAAGAUGCAACCUUUUGCUUUCUUAACAUUCUCUAUUUUGUUCUCCGCGUUUUUUCAUUGCUCCUUUCCUGGUUUACACGCCGAGCCGGUUGCCGGUCACGACCAACCGUUAAACCCAGGCGAAUAUUUGAUUCCAAACACGGUCCCGGCCUUCCCGGUCCAAACAGAGGCGCAGAGGUGCCGACUUGACCUCUCAGCCGAGCUAUUCGGCGGCGUGAAUGACGCGUGCGGUAGAAACUUGGACCGGAGCCGUUGCUGUCCUGUUUUAGCGGCAUGGGUCUUCGCCGCUCACGCCCGGUCCGCUCUCCAGGUCGCUGCUCCGGCUCCUGAAGCCGAACCGGAUCUUCCUAUGAUGCCGGACGACUCGGAGAAGUGCGUGAACUCGCUACAAAGCGCAUUGCUGAGCAAGAACGUGAAGAUUCCAAAACCGAACGCGACCUGCGAUCCUAUUUUGUGCUUUUGUGGAAUAAGGCUUCAUCAAAUUAGCUCGCUUAGUUGCCCCGCCGCAUUUAAUGUCUCUUCAGUCUUUCAUAAUGUGACUCCCACUGCUGCUGUCAAGAAUUUGGAGAAGAAUUGCAGAAAUUCCUCGUACGCAGGGUGUACCAGGUGCCUUGGUGCCCUAGAAAAGCUAAAAGGCGGAGUCAAGAACGGAACUGACCACAGCACGAGCGAGAGGGCCAAAGAGAUGUUCAGCAGGGACUGUCAGCUCAUGGGGCUGACGUGGCUACUUGCCCGUAACAAAACGGCGUACAUACCGACUGUUUCUGCUGUGCUACGCGCCAUCAUGUACAGUGCGCACCCACCGCACCAGUCCAAAUGUAGUCCUGAUCAAGAGAACAUGCCGUUAGCCGUUGAUUCGCUGCAGUUCGAGAGGUCCCCAUCAUCUUCUUCAACCUUACCAUCGCCUCAUUUUUCAUUGUUUACCAUUUUGUCCUUAAUGAUUUUGCUUUCUCUGUUUGGGAAGGGGUUGGGGUAG